CUCGCUUGAUCGAGGACACAAAAAACUGCGAGAUCCAGGAGAAGGACAGCGCCCAGAAUCUCUGUAGACCUCCACUAACUCAGGACUCCGCAGUGGGAAUGGCUCGGUGACACUCUCCGGACCAGCGCACACACGCACUCCGAGGCAAUUUCCCCCGCCUUUGAGAAGAUCCUCUCACAAGGCACUGAAGAGGCCGGUGUGCACAACACCUGUGUGGCCAAUAUAAAUAGGACAUGUCCUUUGGCUUGUGGAGGCCUCAAUGCGACAGUGGACUCUCCAGACAUGCUUCAGUAGUGACUGGGUCUCUCCAGUCGGCAGCACUGUUUGAUCCAAGAGGAACGUGCCUUGUAAGGAAGCAGGAUGUUCACAGGCUCCACCAAACUGCCCCCCGCUAAAACCCCUCAGCCCGAGCGGCUGGACGAGGUGUACGCCGCCUUACGCAGGGGCUUACAGUCGUACCUGCAGGUCCAUCAGCUGGAGCUGGACAGUUUGGGUCAACAGAUCAGAGAAAACAAGAGGAAUGGUCGUCUGGGCUCUUUGUACGAGCAGGACAAGCAAGUGAAAGCCAUCGAGCGGUUCAUGCGACGCCUGGAGUUCCACCUCAGCAAGGUGGAAGAGCUGUAUGAUGCGUACUGCAUACAGCGACGGGUGCGAGACGGAGCCAGUAAAAUGGUGGCGGCGUUUAACUCAGCUACCGGCAGCAGAGAGGCCAGAGAGAGUCUGAGUGAAGCAAACAAAGGUUACAGAGAAUGUACCGAGCACAUGUGCUCACUGGAAAGUGAGUUAGAAAGCCAUAUGGGAGAGUUUCACGUGAAGAUGAAGGGGCUCGCGGGGUUUGCACGUCUCUGUGCUGGGGACCAGUAUGAGGUGUUGAUGCGUUAUGGGCGACAACGCUGGAGGCUACGGGGUCGCGUAGAGGUCAGCAACAAGCAGGUCUGGGACAGUGAGGAGUACAUCUUCCUGCCUCUGGUCACAGAGCUACUUUCAAUCAAGGUGACAGAGUUGAAGAGCUUGGCCAAUCACGUGGUGGUGGGCAGCGUGUCCUGCGAGAUGCUUGACCUCUUCUGCCCACUUCCCCAAACCCUGGCUGUGGACAUCAACGACCUCGGAACCGUGAAGCUGAACUUAGAAGUUACCUGGAGUCCGUUCGACAAAGACGAUCAGACAUCGUCCACCAGUACAGUUUCCAAACGUCUGCUGUCCAAUCAGAGUCCUCCUGACACUCCGUCCAUGCGAGAGCAGGUGUUUUAUUCCCUGCUGAAGCGCCAGGGUGAACUUGACAACGGCACCGUCUGGUCCAACUCCUCUGAGUCUUCCGACGACUCCUCCAGUCCGGCGCUCGCUCACCCGGCCCAAAGACUGUCGGCCUCGAACCUGCUGCAAGCCACUCUGAGCACGACUCAGCUGUCAUCCACACCCAGGAAGUCCAGCGCCUCCACGCCGUCGCUGUCUUCUAACCAGGAGGAGGAUGAGUCGGAGGUCAGCGAGCCGCUCUCUCAGAUAGACGCCGUGCCAAAUGGACAUCUGCAGACUUCAUGCAGCCAAGUGCGAGAGAGAAGUCCAGAACACGGCGCGACGGACAGAGCGUCGGUCCAGUCAGCUGACCUUUCUGAAACCUCAGAGCUGAGCUGCUCCAGCUCCGAGGUUUUACCUGCUGCUCCUGCGUCAUUGGAGGAGGGAGCAGAUGGACCGGACAGUGGAACCGGACCAGCCGAACCCUGUGAGGCUAAACUGACCGCGGCUGAGAGCGGGAACACGGUGACAGCAGAGGGGCCUGAAUCAUCUCAACAGGAAUUAAAACCUCCAGAUGAAACGGUUCCCUUUCCCACGUCCACCAGCUUCAUUCAGGAAGUGGAGACGGCGCUGGAAAGUUUCGACUUUCUCAACUGCUCUGAUUUGGAGGACAAUGACGAAGAGGAGGAGAAAGAGGAAGAAGACGAAGCACAGGAAAAUGAUGACGAUGAGGAGGAGAAAAAGGAAGAAGAAAUGAAACAGGUCGACGAGGAGGACAAAGAGGAAGACACAGAAGAAGAGGAGAAACAGGAAGAUGAGCCAGAAGAGAAAGACACAACAGUGAAUGAAGAAGAGGUGAAGGAGGAGCAGGAAGAGGAGGAGCUCAUCAAAGACCAAAGCCAAAUAGAGAACAUGGAAGAGGAGGAGAACGUGAAGAAGUUCUUCUGUGCAGAAAGUGACGAUGAGGAGCAGGAGGAAGGGGACGGCGGCGGUUUGGAAAUUCUGAUGGAAGCUCCAGAGGGGUUUAGGAACUCAGAUGAAGAUCGUUUCUCAGAAUCACAGCAGGAAUCAAGUGUCUGCGACUUGGAAGAUUUGAGUCAGGUGGAGCUGCCGGACGAGGAGGAGGAGGAGGAAGAGCAGGAGGAGAAAUGUGAGAACGCUGAAGAGAGGAGCUGAUCGGCUCCAGCAGUAGAGGUUCAUGUGACCAUCUGUUCACUCGGCUGCUUUAAAUUAAAAUUGUUCACGAGAAGAAGAUGCAUCACAUGAUCACCCCCCCUCCUCCACCUCCCCACCCACUCCCUCUCACUUGGCUCCAAGUGUGUUCUAAUAACCGAGUGGAUUCACGUCUGAAUCAUCCUCCGUGUUCCGACUCAUUCCUCCCACUCGCCGCGGUCUCGGCUCGCUGAACAUGUUCCUCUGACAAACAAGCUCUGCCACUGUGGCCGAGUUUGUGCUCACAUUUGCCUUCUGGUUCUGACCAAGAACGUUAAAAAAAAAAAACAAAAAAAAAACUCAGCCUCCAUCUUUUUGACACCAUCACGUUGCCUUGGUAACGCCAGAGUCCCGCAGCGUUUACACGUCCUGUCAUGUUCAAAGAGUCCACGAAGAAGCCAGAAACAUUCUGUGACUCCAAAGCCAAAUCUUUUUUUUUUUUUUGAAACAGUAUUUGCUGACGCAGUGUUAAUUCCGUAAACGUCCCGGAGAUCCUGGAAAAAGUACUUUCGAGGAGCGCGUGAUGAGUGUGCUAUUUGUAUCCCUGAGAGCUCUGGUGCUGAGGGGAGCUCUUUAAGAGCCGAAUGUAUCCUGGAAACCAGCGGGUCCCCGACACUUCACCAUCAUUUCAGCAUAAACACGAGCCUCCAGUUUGGACAAGGUUUUACAAACAUUCAAGCAGUUUGCAGUGUAGAAGUAUAAUCAAGCGGCAUGUGUCACUGCCUCUCACUGCCGGCGUGUUUGUGUUUUAAGCUAAUGCUCCUCGUGGAGACGCCUACAGGUCUGCAGCAAACGCGAGUCGCCUCAGUGGGGCGCUACAGUCUCUCGUCGUCGUGCUUUACAUUGAUCUACGCGCCUCUUCAUUCAGAAAUAAAGUGCCUCAAGAGAUGUUGACAUGGGUGAAUGCCACAGCCGGAGAGGUCUGACGAAAGGUUUAUUUUCUCAAUAUCUUUUGGAGUGUGCACAGAGAUAUUUACUGUUUCAUAUAAAGAAGUGUAUAUGUCCGAAAUGUUUAUGUUCAGAAAUGUUAAUUCUUUAUAAAGCUUUCUUUCAAA
Messenger RNA from Synchiropus splendidus (mandarinfish), 3500 nucleotides. Its product is annotated as rho family-interacting cell polarization regulator 1-like. The transcript has 17 exons. Bases 361 to 2409 code for a protein of 682 amino acids. Lineage: Eukaryota; Metazoa; Chordata; Actinopteri; Syngnathiformes; Callionymidae. The record is from RefSeq and is a predicted model, not a curated record.